Molecule: messenger RNA, 3459 nt
Organism: Sycon ciliatum
Lineage: Eukaryota; Metazoa; Porifera; Calcarea; Leucosolenida; Sycettidae
Product: translocation protein SEC63 homolog
Exons: 16
Coding region: 93-2582 (829 amino acids)
Biological process (GO): post-translational protein targeting to endoplasmic reticulum membrane; SRP-dependent cotranslational protein targeting to membrane
Cellular component (GO): Sec62/Sec63 complex
Molecular function (GO): RNA binding; transmembrane protein transporter activity
Source: RefSeq, a predicted model, not a curated record
UUCUUGCUUACUUUGCACUACUGUUGCAAUUAAUUUUCAGUAAAUUCCUCACUGAAACAAUGCUGAUAUAGAGUGCUUUGUGAAGGAUAGCUAUGGCUGGGGCGAAAUUUGAAUAUGACGAGAGCGGAGGCACCUCGUUCUACUUCCUCCUGUCUUUUUUGGCAUUGAUAUUGGUGCCAUGCACUUACUAUUUCUGGCCAUUCUCCAAAGAGGAAGAUGAGGACUCAGGCAAGGGAAAUAAUUGUCUGUGCAUCCCCUGCAUGAAGAAAAGAGGUCGUAGCAAGCAACAGAAUAAGAAAACUUCCAGCAAAACGAUUCGUAUCGUAUUGCUAUUGCUGGGCUGGAUAGCGUUUGCAGCACUAGUGUACAAGGUAUCCACUAUAGAACGUGAAGGGACGAUGUUCGAUCCCUACGAAGUCCUCAGUCUGGACAAGAGUGCCAGCAUGUCUCAGAUUAAGCGUGCCUACCGCAAGCUGUCGCUGCAGUACCAUCCCGACAAGCCGACCGGAGACCAUGCCAUGUUCAUGAAGAUCGCCAAGUCUUACCAAGCGCUCACGGACGAGGACGCGCGCAAGAACUGGGAGGAGUUUGGCAGCCCUGAUGGACCGCAGGCGGCGUCGUUUGGCAUUGCUCUGCCGUCGUGGAUUGUCGACAAGGACAAUUCUCUGUUUGUUCUCGGCGCCUACUUGUUCGCGUUUGUGAUCGUUCUGCCUGUCUGCGUGGGCACGUGGUGGUACCGGUCUAUUCGUUAUACGUCCGAUGAGAUCCUGGUGGACACGACGCGCCUCUACUAUCACUUCCUGAUGCAAGCCUCGCUGUUCCCCAUCAAACGUGCUACAACUGUACUGAGUGGGUCUAUGGAGUUUGAACCAUCGCUGAAUAAGAAGGUAGCCAUUCGGCCCAGUGACAACAACGAACUGCCUGAGUUGAUUCGGAAGUUACCUGACGUGGUGGUGGAGGGAAAGCAAAUGCCAUUCAAUCUGGCUUACAGCGUCAAGGCACGUCUGCUAAUCGGCGCGCACUUGAGUCGCCUAGAGCUGCCACCUAACACGCUGGAGAUUGACAAAAAUCGGAUCAUUGGCUACUGUCCUCGUCUACUGCAGGAGAUGAUCAGCUGUAUGUCUCAGGUCAUGUCCUAUCUACACCAGACACAGCAGAAAGGUCAUCGCGGUCCCACUCUGGAAGCCAUGGAGAACUGCAUGAGACUGUGCGCUAUGCUUGUACAGGGCGUGAAGGACUAUCACAACCCUCUGCUGCAACUGCCUCACUUCACUGCCGAUCACCUUAGAUUCAUGCGCAGCAAAAAGAGGGUUAUUCGCAAUCUUCUCCAGCUGGCUGAGCUUCCUGAGAAGGACCGAAGGGAAAUGCUGCGGCACUUUGACGGACAGGAGUAUUGCAAUAUUGUCAAUGUCCUGUCGGCUCUGCCAUACGUCACACUCGACAGCAUUGCCGAAGUAAAGGACGAUGAAGAUCCCAGCUGCAUCACGGCUGGUUCUCUGAUCACCGUGACUACGCAGCUGAAGAGAAGUACUAUCGGAGAACACUACAAGCUGCUCAGCGUUGAGGAGUUGGUGGCAGCGUACGAGUCAAAUUCUGGUCAUCCCAAUGCAUCUAGUGUCUCUACGGGUGGUAGACACUCAGCGGCUGCUGCUGCUGAUUUUGGCAGUGAAGCAGCGAACUUUGACGCUGAUGGUGACGACCCUCUAGCGAUUGAAGACGAGCCCGAGGAGGACGGAAAGCCUGCCAAGGUAAAUCAAUGGGUAAAGAAGAAGGACAAGAAACCUGCAAAGAAGCCCAAACAACAAAGCAAGGGUGACCGACGUAAGAAGAUGAAGGAGCUCGCUCAGCAGCAGCAGAAGCAGAAAGAAGAAGAGGAAGAACAGCAGCUGGCGCUGGCACGUCAAGCGGAGGACGACGACGACGAGGACGACUCCAGCGGCAGCGAAGGCGAGGAGGACACGGGCACCAGCGAGCCACCGUCACCACGCGCUGCCAACAACCUUGUAGCUCGGCGACGGAAGGGUGGCAGUGCAGCGGCGGCUGCAGGGAAACGCCGUGACAGUGAGUCUGGCAGUGAGGGUGAUGACAUGAGCGGUGGUGAGUCCGAUGAAGACGGCCACGGCAAUAGUGACGAGGACGAGGAGGAGGAGUGGAAGCUGCUGCAGAAGGAGCGCGGCGAUGAGCUGCGACUGGAUGCGCUGAAGAAGCUGAGCCCCGAAGUGCACGCGCCCUUCUUUCCCGAUAAAAAGCACGAGAAAUGGUGGCUGUAUGUGUGUGAUCGGCGGAAGAAGGAGAUCAUCUCUCCGCCCCAGCUUCUUUCCACACUGUCGGGCACAGAGGAGGUGAAGACAGCUCUGCCAGCGCCGCCCAAGCCAUGUGUGCUUCACUACACUGUGGUGUUGCGCUCUGACUCCUACCUGGACGCCGAGUACUGUUACAGUCUCAAGAUUGACGUGCACGAGGCCAAGGAGAUGUCGACGGCGCAAGCGCAAUGGAAGGACUUGGAGCAGGAGGAGGAAGACGAUGAGGAUCUCAUGCAGAUGAGCUCCGGCGAGGAUAUGUCAAGUGACUAUGAUGAUUGAGGUAGGAGGUGUACUCCUGUUCGUUGAGAAGAUGCCGUGGUCCGUAUCGAUGUCCUUGACCCAGAGUUAUCAGGUAGCUGUGCAAGUUGAUGGCGUCAUCGUAUUCUGCAGUGCCUGUGCAGAGACAUUGCCUGUUGCCUUUAUGACGUCAUCAUGUCCUGCAUUGCCAGCGAAACAUUGAAAGCUGUUGUUUUUUGACAUCAUCGUGUCCUGCAGCGAGACAUUACCUGUUGCUUUAGUAGCCACUGCAUGCAUCCACCCGCUGUCAUCCAGCCACUGACGUCACCAUCUGUACGGAUCUUUUGGGAACGUGCCGACAAUAUUGCACGCCCUGUACCUUUCUAGUGUCUAGCAGUGCUGCUUAUGGAGACACGUGUGCAGGCGUUCCUGUGCAUUCGUCUGUCGUGCCCGGAUGGCCGGCAUUGCAGCUCGGGUCUUGGUGUCUCUCCGGGACACCUGCAUCAAGAGCACAAUGUCCGCCGCGCUCUCACCAGCUCUUGAUACAGCAGCUGCUCUCACUGCUGCUGCAGUGUGUCUGAUAAUGAAGUGUGACUACUGGCAUCCCAGUCGGCAUUUACAUAUUUUGCCAACAUCAUUGCUUUCGCUUUGCUGCUGCUGCUACUGCAGGGUGGUUGCUUGGAUGGACUAUUGCGCUGUCUGCUCUUGCUGGUAAGUGGUGCUCGUGCAUCAAAUACCACGCUCGUGUUGAAUUUCUUUGGUGUAUGUGAUCACGCAAACGAGCAGUAACUAUUGCCGCCUGUUCAUGGUAUUUCAUGCGACGUUGCUGCUGCCACACAGGUCUUUGCUGGCUUAUAUCUGCUACAUUAUCUGAUUGCUCGUCUUUACAUGAUCCUUUCUUACUUUCUUGUUUGUUUCA